Messenger RNA from Saccostrea cuccullata (small rock oyster), 2320 nucleotides. Its product is annotated as high affinity cGMP-specific 3',5'-cyclic phosphodiesterase 9A-like. The transcript is spliced from 20 exons. Lineage: Eukaryota; Metazoa; Mollusca; Bivalvia; Ostreida; Ostreidae. Gene Ontology annotation, biological process: signal transduction; cGMP catabolic process. The record is from RefSeq and is a predicted model, not a curated record. Gene Ontology annotation, molecular function: 3',5'-cyclic-GMP phosphodiesterase activity. Bases 245 to 1855 code for a protein of 536 amino acids.
GUGUCUAUAAUAGCGAUGUUUGAAUACGUUGAGAUAGAUGAUAAUUAAUGGACAACCACUGAAGUCAAUCACAUUUUCCGCAUUGUUCUUUCAGGACUGGUAGAGCGAAAAGCGCUCAAUGAGAGAACACUAAGUACAUCUAAGAAUACUGUUAGGAGAAUGUAGUGAAAAAUGUAAUAGUUUAUGAUGUAAAUAUCUUGUGUGACGUGAUCCUUUGAUAUUUAACAAUUAUCAAGACGCUGAUAUGGGGAACGCUUCGUCAAUAGAACCAACUAAGACAGUUUUUUUGGACAUUGAUGGAAAGAAAGAAAAGAUUAUGUUCAGCAGGCAUUGUGGAUCGAGGGAUAUUCACGACUUGAUUGCGCAUGCGGCUGGAGUGAGUCGAUAUGCUGAGAUAUCCCUGAGAGAUUCUACUGGAGCCUUUGUUUCCCUGAAUCCAACAAUGCCAAUAAACACUCAAAGUUCUCCAUAUAAAGUAACUUCCAAAGAACCAUCGCCAACGACAGGAGAUGGAGAAGUUUUUACUCAAGUACUGUCACAAGUAGCAUCCCAGUUCAACAAUCAAUUAUCAAAAGAAGGGGUUUUCAAAGUUGAAGAAAUGAAGACAGACAUAGCAACACGUUUGAGUGCAUUAGAAAGAAAAAUGGAAUUGGAAGGCUUGAAAGCUGUUGAAAUUGAAAAAUGUAAAAGAGAUAUCUCAGAUAUUAAAGAUCAGAUUUGGAAUGCCCAAAAGAAAUUUGUUGAUUUUAACCGAUUGAGUGAUGAUACCAGUACAGUCAGCGAUGAGGCCCACCCCGUCAGUUCGUUGAGUGACGAGAGGAAGAUAAGUUUAAAAAGAGAUGUUCCUUCGUAUCCAAAGUAUACACUUUCGCAAGAAACAAUAGAGUACCUGAAGCAACCUACAUUUGAUAUUUGGCACUGGGAACCAAACGAGAUGCUAAGUUUGCUUGAACACAUGUUUCAUGAGCUGGGACUUGUUGCCGAGUUCAACAUAAAUCCAAUUACACUGAAACGAUUUUUUUUGUGCGUACAAGAAAACUAUAGAAAUAACCCAUUUCACAACUUCCGCCAUUGCUUCUGCGUCACUCAGAUGAUGUAUGGAAUGAUACACCUGUGUCAUUUGUGGGAGGUCAUGACCCGCGAGGAUCUCGGAAUUCUGAUGACUGCAUGCGUUUGUCACGAUUUGGACCAUCCUGGAUACAAUAACACGUAUCAGAUAAAUGCCAGGACUGAACUGGCCAUCAGAUACAAUGACAUAUCACCAUUAGAAAACCACCACUGUGCGGUUGCAUUUAAAAUCUUGUCAAAUCCAGAGUGCAAUAUUUUUGCAAAUGUUGAUAAAGAUACAUUCAAAAGGAUCCGUGCUGGCAUAACUAUGUUGAUUCUUGCCACGGAUAUGGCACGUCACGGAGAAAUAAUGGAUAAUUUUAAAAUGAAACUCGAACCCGAAUUUGACUACAAGAACAAGGAUAGCCUUGAUACGUUAAAGAUGGUGCUCAUAAAGUGUUGUGACAUCUCCAAUGAAGUACGACCUAUGGAGGUCUCUGAACCAUGGGUAGAUUGUCUUCUUGAGGAAUACUUUAAUCAGUCUGAUCGAGAGAAAAUGGAGGGCUUACCCGUUGCACCAUUUAUGGACAGGGACAAGGUCACAAAACCAACAGCGCAGAUCGGAUUCAUUAAAUUUGUCCUCAUUCCGAUGUUUGAAACAGUGGCAAAGCUUUUCCCUGUUAUUGACAGCACUAUGGUAGAACCAUUGAGGAUAGCACGUGACCGCUAUGAGGACAUGAAAGAGAAAAACUCCAUGCCACCGCCCCCAUCUCAAAACAAUAAAAAGAAGACGGUUACAGAGAAAUGAAUGGCGUAAAGUGUACCUGGAUUAACACUGUCAAUCCUCAUACAAGCACCCUUUACCUUCAGAAGAGUUCCUGUUGGGUUCUUCAAUGUAGAUACCAUUCACUACUGUAGAUUAUUUCUAUCGCCUCAUUGAUAGGUUAAAGGUUGACAUCAAAUACUGAAGCCAGAAGAUUUCUUUGAUACAUGAAACUUUAAUGGUUUAUAAAUAUUUAGGCGCCAAAAUUAAGAUAAUAAUAUUUUAUCCAGACAAACUGCAAGUGUAUCCGAUGUUUUAAAUUUCCUGUGAUGUAUGACUAAAACGUUCAUAAUUUAGUAUUUUCAUAUUUGUGUGAUAUUUAAUUCACUAUAAAAUUAAUUAUUAUACUACAAAUAGCUAACCCUUUGUUGUAAUCAUUUGUUGUGUAAAAGGAAUAGAAUUUAAACUCUUGAUACAAAUAAGAUUUUUUAACGCUUCGUUUUUAAAAUU